CCGAUCGGGGAAUAGCCGUCGCAUCAAAUAACUACUGCUGACAGCGAUCAGGACGAAUGUCAUAGGAUGAACACUGCUGGUGGGGUGUGUCUGUCUGUGCUGUCCUCUCUCCUGGCUGUGGCUGGGGCCCUGGCUGCCGUGUCUGCCCUCGCUCUAGCUCCUCUCUCUGCCCUGGCUGAGGUUGCCUAUGGGGCUGCCGAUAGCAUCCCCAGCACCGGGGCAGAGGGGGCCCCCUCGCCCGUCUCCUCACCAUGUUCCAGCCUUGUAGCCGGGGUGCUCUAUGGCUCUUUCUCCCUAAGGGAGCUCUUUCCCUCCAGGGCGCCGGGUUGUUCCUGGUCCCUGGAAAACCCCGAUCCCACCAAGUACUCCCUCUACCUCCGCUUCACCCGCCACCCCGUCAUCUGCCGGACACACUCACCCAUGCUCCUGUCCCUUGACCACCACCUGGCCAAUCAAAGCUGUCCCCUUCAUUUACAGACGGCCACUGCCAGAGAUCAGGAAGUCAUUGAUCUCUGUGGCAGCCAACCUAACUCAGAUGGACCUUACUCCUUCCUACAGUUUGAUAAGAAUUUUGUCCAACUGUGUCUAACAAGACAUCCAGCUGCAGACGAGCCUCAGGUAACUAAGGAGUUGCUGGAGCUGAGACUGGUCGAGGUGUUGCUCAUUAACAAUGAGAACUCCAGUCAGUUCACCUGUGGUGUGCUCUGCCGAUGGUUCGAGGAGUGUUUGCGUACGGAUCAAAAUGGAGACCAGGAAGUUUCCGAUGGAGAUGGUUGCGGGAUGACGCAGACAGGCUGUAUUUGUCCGAAUCACAACAUCAUGGCGCCACCUAUUCCGCUGCUCCCGGAGACGCCGCACACUUUCAGCAAUGGAUCGCAGGUUCCCGAUGACUGCUGCGUCACUGAACUGCAUUCCAAUGAUGCAAUCGCCAUAGCACCCCGAGAUGUCCGACAAGACCCGUACGACGACGAUCUCAAGGUGAAGACCCAAAGACCACGAUCAGCUGACCAGCCAGGUGUGUUUCAGGCACAAACAGGUGACCCUGCAGCAGAGGAGUGGUCACAGUGGAGUGUGUGUUCUCUCACGUGUGGGCAGGGCUGGCAAGUGAGGACCAGGUCAUGCGUUUCUUCUCCCUACGGGACGCUGUGCAGCGGCGCCCUGCGGGAAACGCGCAUGUGCAACAACACCGCCUCCUGUCCAGGUGAACCCGGAAUCACAGGCUCAGUGCAUGGGCUGUGGGAGGAGUGGUCGACAUGGAGUCUGUGUUCUGUGACCUGUGGGCGGGGCUCCAGGACUCGAACCAGGAAAUGUGUGGACGGAGGCGGGGUCGUGGCUUGUGGACGGCCCGAGGUUCAGACCAAACUCUGCAACAUAGCAGUGUGUCCUGUGGAGGGCCAGUGGUUGGAGUGGGGGCCGUGGUCGAGGUGCAGCGUGACUUGUAACACGGGAAGCCAGCAGAGGCAGAGGCGCUGCAGUGCGUCGGUGCACGGCUGGGCUGAAUGUAAAGGCGCGCAUCAGGAGAGCAGAGAAUGCACCAACCCUUCAUGCAGCGGUGGAGGUAACUGGGGCAGCUGGAACCACUGGAGUCUCUGCAGCAAGACGUGUGACUCCGGAUGGCAGCGACGGUUCAGGAUGUGCGAGGGCACCGGGGCCCAGGGCUACCCCUGCGACGGCUCUGGAGAGGAGGUCCGGACCUGUAAUGAGAAGAAGUGUCCCGCACCUCAUGAGAUAUGCAAAGACGAGCACCUCCUCACCAUGUCGUGGAAGAGAGCCUCGGCUGGAGAAACUGUCUACAACAAGUGUCCAACUAAUGCCACUGGAUCUGCUAGUCGUCGUUGUAUGCUGGACAAUAAUGGAGUUGCUUUCUGGGGUCCUCCGAGCUUCGCCAGAUGCAUCUCACUUGAAUAUAGAUAUUUACAUUUAUCUUUACGAGAGCAUCUCGCGAAGGGUCAGAGGACCCUGGCUGGGGAGGGCAUGUCUCAGAUCGUACGGAGUCUCCUGGAGCUCUUGCAGAGGAGGAGCUACUACAGUGGCGACCUUCUCUUUUCCACGGAGAUCCUGCGAAAUGUGACGGACACCUUCAAAAGAGCAACCUACAUCCCAGCUCCCGACGACGUGCAGAAAUUCUUCCAGAUAGUCAGCCUCAUGUUGGACAUCGAAAAUUUAGAGAAAUGGGAGGACGCUCACCAGGUCGCUCCCGGUGCUGCUUUGCUGAUGAGGAUAUUAGAAGACUUCAUUCACCUCAUCGGAGAAGCCCAGAAGCCUUUUCAGAGUUUUCUCGUGGUUACCAACAACCUCAUGAUAACCAUCCAACGAGAGCCAGUGUCGGCGGUUUCCAGCGAUAUCAACUUCCCCAUGAAGGGCCGGAGAGGGAUGAAGGACUGGGCCAGAACAGCAGAGGAUAAGCUUUUCAUCCCUAAAGAGGUCUUCACCAUCCCAACCGAGGAGACAGAAAUGGACUCGGAAUCUACAAUGUACUAUGUCAUCGGAGCCGUCUUGUAUAGGACACUGGGUGUCAUCUUACCCGCACCAAAUCCCCCUGCCAUCAUCAACUCCAAGAUCCUGACAGUGACGGUACGACCAGAACCGCAACCCAGCGAGCCCAUGGUGGUGGUGGAGCUGUCCCUGCUUUUAAAUGGUACAUCGGAUCCUCAGUGCGUUGUCUGGGACUAUGGCAACCCGGAAGCUGGCGCAGAAAACUGGGGCACAGAAGGCUGCCAAACGCUCGCGUCAACCACUGUCCACACCAAAUGCCUGUGCAGCAGAAUAUCCACCUACGCCGUGUUAGCGCAGCAAGCUAAAGACCCGGACAUGGGUCCUACCAGCAUGCCCUCUGUGCCCCUCAUGGUGGGUUGUGGGGUCUCCUGCACCGCUCUGCUCAUCCUGCUGCUAAUCUACGCUGCCUUCUGGAGGUAUAUCCGAUCGGAGAGAUCAAUCAUCUUGGUGAAUUUUUGCCUCUCCAUCCUGGCCUCCAAUUUAUUGAUUUUGGUUGGACAAUCGCAAACGCUUAGCAAGGGCCUCUGUACUGUGACUGCUGCCUUCCUGCAUUUCUUCUUCUUGGCGUCCUUCUGCUGGGUGCUGACCGAGGCGUGGCAGUCCUACCUGGCCGUCAUCGGCAAAAUGAGGUCGCGACUCAUUCGCAAGCGUUUUCUGUGCCUCGGCUGGGGUCUUCCAGCCCUCGUUGUAGCAGUGUCGGUGGGUUUCACCAGAGCAAGAGGUUACGGCACAGCAAGCUACUGCUGGUUGUCCUUGGAGGGCGGUCUGCUCUAUGCCUUCGUCGGGCCCGCUGCUGUCAUUGUGCUGGUGAGUUUUGUCCCAGCGGAGGCGCGUAGCCGACUGCUCCUGAAAUGCUCCAAGUGUGGCGUGAUCUCGAGCACCGCUCUGUCCAGCUCGACUGCCAGCAGCGCCAUGGCGUCUCUGUGGAGCUCCUGUGUGGUUCUUCCUCUGUUAGCAUUAACCUGGAUGUCAGCAGUGCUGGCCAUAACUGACCGGCGCUCCACACUCUUCCAGGUCCUCUUUGCCGUCUUUGAUUCUGUCCAAGGUUUCGUCAUCAUCACUGUCCACUGCGCCAUGCGCCGAGAGGUGCAGGAUGCGGUGCGCUGUCGAAUGGGGGGAUGUAAAGACGACAGCGAAAACUCACCAGACUCCUGCAAGAAUGGACAGGUGCAGAUCAUGAAGUGCGCAAAUGUGAGCGCCUGUGGACAGCAGCGCGGCUCCCUGCGCUACGGCACCACCCUGUGCCUGUCGGGUUGCCACCCGCCGACGCCCCACCAGGCAUGCCAGCCAGUCUGUCACCACAGUCUACCCCGCAACAACUACGGGCUAGACCACAGCCACGCUCACGGCCACGCGCAUGAGCACAGCCCCCUCCUCAACAAUACCCACAACCACAACCACGCCCAUAAUCACAUCAGCAGCCAACCAACGGAUUUUGAGAAGGAUGUGGACUUGGCUUGUCAAACAGAGAGAGGACACCCAUUCAUUUUCAAAGAGGUGAACACCUGUAACCCAGCCACCAUCACUGGGACCCUUUCACGCAUCUCCUUGGAUGAUGAGGACGAUCCUAAGCUGGCAGCCCAUCAGGAGGGCGGAGUGGGUGUCAACUUCAGCUCCCUCCCCGGGAACAUCCCUCCUCCCAACCUUAUUGUACAGGUUCCACCCCUAGGAGGCCUCAAUGAGCUGAGCGAGACUCCGCUAAAGAAGGAGGUGAAUGUGGACCAGCAGAGACAGCAGGGGCAGCAACGCAGCGGCGCUCCGAUCUACCUGUGCACCGAGAGUGGCCUGGGCUGGGCUCGACUGCCGGCUUCCUCCAACACCUCCCAGGACGGAAGCGCCGGAAGCGGAGGAAGCGGAGGAGGAGGAGGAGGAAGUGGUGGAGGCGGGGAGGGAGACUACAUGGUCUUACCUCGUAGGACGGUCAGUCUCAAACCUCCAGCGCCCUCCUCCCAAGGAGGAGGCCUGGGACUGGGGGGCGAGGACAAGCCUCUCAACAUCGCAGUGGAGGAUCCUCCCUUCCCCCCGCCUCCCUCUCCCCUGACCCUCCACCCAGCUGAGAGCGAGGCCUACCCGGCGGAUUUUGUGCCAUCCAGUGUGGGUGACAUGAACAUCACCAUGAACCUCAACCGCUCCUAUGGGACGAUCAAAACCAUGCCCCAUGGGCACGGCCACCUGAUGGCUCAGGGUGGUCUUGUGCACUCCCACGGAGGACACAUGCAUUCCCAUGGGCAUUCGCUCCAGCUGAAGCCGGGCCAGAGGCCAUCAGUCAGACAGAUUCUGACGGGGGGAACUACAGUGGAGAGAACCAGGACCCUGCCACGCAACCUGGGCAGCACCAAUGCCAACACCAGCCUCUCAGCAGGAUCUCUGGAGAGGAAAAGAGUACGGUACUCUGAGCUGGACUUCGAGAAAGUGAUGCACACUCGCAAAAGACAUUCUGAGCUGUACCAUGAGCUCAACCACUCGUCCAAGUUCCACACCAUAGACAGGUAUAGCAGGGACCCAGCCAUGUCCACAUUCAAGAGGGAAAAGCGAUGGAGCAUUUCGUCUGCCGGAGGUGAAAAGAACUCGUCGAGUGACAAGUCAACCCCGGAGGACCAGAGCUCCUGGGACAGCUUCAAGACCAUGACCCCCGAGCUGUCCAUUGUGCCUGGGGAGCAGAAGGACCGGAUGGAGCUGCACAAUAAGAACUGGGACUCCUCCUCAGCCAACACACCCGACUCGUCCGAGGGAGAUUUCCAGACUGAAGUGUGA
Molecule: messenger RNA, 5250 nt
Organism: Stegastes partitus (bicolor damselfish)
Lineage: Eukaryota; Metazoa; Chordata; Actinopteri; Pomacentridae
Gene: adgrb2
Product: adhesion G protein-coupled receptor B2
Exons: 35
Coding region: 67-5250 (1727 amino acids)
Biological process (GO): cell surface receptor signaling pathway; negative regulation of angiogenesis; G protein-coupled receptor signaling pathway
Cellular component (GO): plasma membrane
Molecular function (GO): G protein-coupled receptor activity
Source: RefSeq, a predicted model, not a curated record